UGCUGUGGGUGCCAGCUACUCCCACCGGUGGCCUCGGGGACUUGGCGUUCUCCGGCACAGGAAGUGUGGCUCCUGUGCCAGGACAGCCAAAGAUCAGAAGCAGGAGCUACUGCGGAGCAGUUCCUAAUUUUCGUGCCAGCAGCCAGGCCAGUAGCUCUUAAAAUGGGGCCCUUGGGACUUGUGCCAGUCCUGGUACUAUUCAUCCUCCUGGGGAGAGUUCAGGAGCCUGAGCUGGUUGAGGGGUUGCUUGGCAAGAAGUGUCCCGAAAACAAACCACUAUGCAGUUUCAAAGAAAUCGACCACUGUGGAAGGAAAAAACGUUGCUCGGGGAAGAUGAAGUGUUGCAAGUUUAACUGUGCGAAGAAAUGUGUAGACCCCGAUGAAGACGUAUGCAGUUUGCCCAAGGAAGUUGGCCUCUGCCUGGCCCUCAUUCCACGCUGGUGGUACAACAAGGAAACCAAACGUUGCUCCAAAUUCACCUAUGGUGGUUGUGCUGGAAACAACAACAACUUCCAGUCUGAAGCUGUCUGCAGGUCCAUCUGCCCAGAUGUGUAGUCACCAACUCCCUGGGCAGGAUAAAGAGAAGUAGAACAACUUCCAGAACUUGGUUGUAAUCCAGGGUUCUCUCCAUGUGUGCCUGACUGAUGCUUCUUAUUGGCUUCCUCAGCUGCCAAGACAUUGGCUUCUCCAAAACCGAACCCCCGCAUUUGCUUACUCUCUUUCCUCCAGCUCAGCUUCUUUCCAAACAUAAUGCCCUUUACCCUUUGGCCCUUUCUCAGUGUGAGAUCCUAUCUCUUCAACUCUCGGGGCCCCCAUGUAUCUUUCGGAAGCCACCAGUUUCCGCAAUAAAGUUUUCUGUGAGGUCUGGU
Herpailurus yagouaroundi (jaguarundi) is the source of this 869-nucleotide messenger RNA. Its product is annotated as WAP four-disulfide core domain protein 6B-like. The record is from RefSeq and is a predicted model, not a curated record. Gene Ontology annotation, cellular component: extracellular region. The coding region runs from base 163 to 555 and encodes 130 amino acids. Gene Ontology annotation, molecular function: serine-type endopeptidase inhibitor activity. Lineage: Eukaryota; Metazoa; Chordata; Mammalia; Carnivora; Felidae. The transcript has 4 exons. Gene Ontology annotation, biological process: negative regulation of peptidase activity.